Molecule: messenger RNA, 324 nt
Organism: Parnassius apollo (apollo)
Lineage: Eukaryota; Metazoa; Arthropoda; Insecta; Lepidoptera; Papilionidae
Source: the annotation of a GenBank genome assembly
AUGGAACCACGAGUGCGAGCUAGUGGUGAACAAUUUUCAACCCGUUUGAAAAGUUCAUGGAAAGAAUCUGUGGCAAUAAGCCACCCGCGCCUGCUACUCAUACGCCAUCUACUAGCUGGCAACCACCGCACACAAACACCAUCACACAGUCAUCAACAUUAUACGAUCAAUCUGCGAGGAGUUCAAGGGUGUAACCUGCACCUUCUACCCUCCGUCAACCAGCAGGCGACGGUUACCAUCAACCCCGAGAUCUGGGGUAACGGCUUCCCCUGCACGAAGGACACUAAGGACACCCCAGAGGCGUACACUCUCAUCAUUCGAUAG